Molecule: messenger RNA, 959 nt
Organism: Athene cunicularia (burrowing owl)
Lineage: Eukaryota; Metazoa; Chordata; Aves; Strigiformes; Strigidae
Gene: GPX2
Product: glutathione peroxidase 2
Exons: 3
Biological process (GO): response to oxidative stress
Molecular function (GO): glutathione peroxidase activity
Source: RefSeq, a predicted model, not a curated record
AGCAUCUCCCACCUUGCGGGCACAGGGAAGAGCAGCCACGUUGCACCAGACUGUGCCAUGAAUUAUUGAGUCACGGCAAGGCGAGGAGACCUUUGGAACUGGCGCAUCACGUGGGCACCGGACAGCCCUUAAGACGCCCCGACAGAUGCGCGGGGAAAGGCAGAGGCGCGCGUCUGCAGCCAUGACCGUCCCCAUCGCCAAGUCCUUCUACGACCUGAGUGCCACCUCCUUGCACGGGGAGAAGGUGGAUUUUAACGUCUUCCGGGGCCGCGUGGUCCUCAUCGAGAACGUGGCAUCCCUCUGAGGCACCACAGUGCGGGAUUACACCCAGCUCAACAUGCUGCAAACCCGCUAUCCCCGCCGCUUGGUCGUGCUGGGCUUCCCCUGUAACCAAUUUGGCUACCAGGAGAACGGCACCAACGAGGAGAUUCUCAACAGCCUGAAGCACGUGCGGCCGGGAGGUGGCUUCGAGCCCAACUUCACCCUCUUCCAGAAGUGCCAGGUGAACGGGCAGGACACCCACCCCGUCUUCGCCUACCUGAAGGCUCACUUGCCUGCACCGGCUGACGAGGUGGCCCAUCUGAUGGCCGAGCCCCGUUUCUUCACCUGGAGCCCUGUACGACGCUCUGACAUCUCCUGGAACUUCGAGAAGUUUUUAGUGGGGCCCGAAGGGGAACCUUUCCGACGCUACAGCCCCCGCACACCCACAGCCCAGCUGGAGCCUGAUAUCCAGCGUCUCCUCAAACUGGCCAAGUAGGGCCAGUUCCAGCAUCCCCCCCCACCCUCCACCAGUUGCCAUUCCCUCCCCAAACAGCCCCAGCUCUCCGCCGGGUGACAGCCCCCUCCGAAACUGCCGCGGGGAGGGGGCUCGAAGGGGGCAGAGGGCUGGGGCAACUGGGGUGGCGCAGGCUGGCAGUAAUAAAUGAGCUGGAGGGAGUGUGGCCAUGGCUGUGUGUUUU